Fraxinus pennsylvanica is the source of this 1926-nucleotide messenger RNA. The record is from the annotation of a GenBank genome assembly. NCBI's taxonomy places the organism in Eukaryota, Viridiplantae, Streptophyta, Magnoliopsida, Lamiales, Oleaceae.
AUGAAGGAGAAUCAAGAAUUGAGGUUUGUCUGCAAGUUGUGCAACAAGAAGUACUCAUGUGGGAAGUCACUUGGGGGUCACAUGAGAUCUCAUUUAGUUGCAAAUUCAGUUGAAUCUGAGGAAAAAUUUCAAUCCAAAAUGAAAAAGAUUUCAUCAUCGGGCAGUUCUGGGAAGAAUAUCAUCAAAGAAUCGAGGGUGGUUGAUGAUUUUGGAAAUGGGCAAUCUAAUUUUUAUGGUCUAAGAGAGAAUCCCAAGAAAACAUGGAGGGCUGAGGAUUCAAAAUUUCCCUUGCCACAGGAGAAAUUUUGCAAACAAUGUGGUAAAGGGUUUCAAUCACUCAAAGCAUUGUGUGGUCAUAUGGCUUGUCAUUCGGAGAAGGAGAGGGGUUUGAAGGAUGAUCAUUCUUGGACUAGUGAGAAUCAGAAGGUGGUGAUGGAUAGUGAUUUGGAUGCGGAGUCCGAGGACCGUAAGAGGCUGAGAAACACCAGAUCAUCAUUAAAGUGUAAGUGGUACAAGAAAAUUGUUGUUAAUGGUUUUUCAUUGGUUGAUGAUUUUGGAAAUGUGCAAUCUAAUUUUUAUGGUCUAAGAGAGAAUCACAAGAAAUCAUGGAGGGCUGAGGAUUCAAAAUAUCCCUUGCCACAGGAGAAAUUUUGCAAACAAUGUGGUAAAGGGUUUCAAUCACUCAAAGCAUUGUGUGGUCAUAUGGCUUGUCAUUCGGAGAAGGAGAGGGGUUUGAAGGAUGAUCAUUCUUGGACUAGUGAGAAUCAGAAGGUGGUGAUGGAUAGUGAUUUGGAUGCGGAGUCCGAGGACCGUAAGAGGCUGAGAAACACCAGAUCAUCAUUAAAGUGUAAGUGGUACAAGAAAAUUGUUGUUAAUGGUUUUUCAUCUCGUGGUUCUGAUAUUGAGGAGCAAGAAAAAGAGGAUUUAGCUAUGUGUUUAAUGAUGUUGUCACGGGAUUCGGGGAAUAGGGGUGGUGUGAAUUCAAUUAUGGAGUCUUCUGAUAAUAAUUCAGUUGCUUUGGAGACUAAAUCUUCUUCGUUGGACAUAAGAAUUGAUAGGAAGGAAGGCCUAAAUUAUGUUCUUAAUAAAGAUGAAGCUCCCCGGAUGAAGAAAAUUGGGGAUAUGAAGUCAAAGAACAGUGUUUUGGAUGGUGAGAUUGCUCAAGUAGAUAGUUCGGAUUCUGAAUAUUUCUUAGAUGAAUGUACUAAAAUCGAGUCCGAUGUAUAUAUGAACCGGUGUCACAGCAAUGGUGGUUCGGGUGCAUGCAAUAAGCCCCUAAUGAUCUGGACCAGGAUGAAGAGUUAUAAAACAGAUUUAAGUAGGGACAAUAUGAAGGAAAAUGGAAGUGUCAAUGCUGAAAGGGAAUCGAAUUAUUCCAAGACCAAAUCACAGAAGAGAAAGUACACUUCUGAGAGUCCCAAAAAUGGCUCCCCGGAUGCUAAAAUAAGCAACCAAAUUCAAAAGAAAAGUAAAUAUGAAUGUUUGAACUGUCAAAAGACAUUCAAUUCUUAUCAGGCUCUUGGAGGACAUAGGCCAUGUCAGAAAACAAGUAAUGCCCAUUUUGAGGUGAGAUAUGGAACCGGUGAGAACAGUUCAGAUGAUGCUACUUACUUCAGAACGAUCGAUAACUUUGGAGAGUUGUCUUCUAGAAACAGAAAACCAACUGCUGAAACUUCAUCCCAAUAUGCUGAGAAGAGAAUUAAGCCUAUGCAAAGUAAAGACCACGUGUGUCCAUUCUGCCACAGGUCUUUUAAGAAUGGCCAGGCUUUAGGUGGACAUAAGAGGUCACAUAUUAUCAACGGUCAUGAGGAAAACAGCAGUCGAACUCCAAUAAACAAGCCAGAGCUUCCUCAUUUACUUGAUCUUAAUCUUUCUGCUCCAGCCAAGGACGAGGACUAUGGACACGGCCAGUUGUUUGCAUCGUAG